CCAGUCUAUACCCUCGCGGUGAAUCCCGAGCGGCUCCCCAGCACACCAUGCUCGCCGUCACGCUCGCCGCGCUGCCUUCGCUGCUGCUCUCACCCUCAGUGCCGGCGACGGGCAGCCGCGCACGGGCGGCCGCGGUCCGGAUGGCCGGCGACGGCCCCUCCUUUGGCGAUCUCGACGGCUCGACCGCCCGAAUCGGCAUCAUCAAGGCGCGCUGGCACCCCGAGAUGAGCGACUCGCUCAUCGCGGGCGCCAAGGAGGCGCUCGCCGCGUGCGGCGUAAAGGAGGAGAACAUCGUCGAGACCGAGGUGCCGGGCUCGUACGAGCUGCCCCUCGCCGCGCGGUACAUGGCCCUCUCCGGCUCGGUGGACGCCAUCCUGCCGGUUGGCAUCCUGAUCAAGGGCGACACAUACCACUUUGAGGCAAUCUCGGACUCGGUCUCGUCGGGGCUGAUGUCGGUGGGCAUGCAGACGGGCGUGCCGAUCCUCUUCGGCGUCCUCACCUGCAUGAGCGAGGAGCAGGCCCGCGUGCGAUCCAUCGGGCCGGGUAACCACGGGCCGGAUUGGGGGAGGGCCGCCGUCGAGAUGGCGCUGCUGCGCCAGUCGGCGGUCGGCGGGCCAAAGUCCAAGUUCUUCAUGGGCUUCGGCGACUCGGGCGAGGACGACGCCAAGCCCAUGACGCGGCCGGCCGAGCGCAUCGGCUUCUGAGCGGCGCCGGUUCGGCCGGCGGCGCGCGGCGCACAUCUCAAGCUCGUCGGCGCCAGCGCAGCCGCCUCGGUGUGCGAGCGCUCUCGCGUGCGCCAGGCUUCACACCGAGGCGGUACAUAUAAUGCGAUCGCGCGCGUGCGUCUUCUGGAACGGCGGGAGGUACAGCCAGCUCGUGUUGCGCGCUCUGGCGGUGCGCCGUGCCCCCUGUGACCAGACCGGCUCUCUUGUAUAUCGAUCUCUCCUCUCCGCGCGGCUCUUUGAGCGCCCAAACCGGCGGCGCGUGUGUGGGUGAAAAAGAAGGGCAUCAACGCCCAACAAUAG
This is a messenger RNA of Emiliania huxleyi CCMP1516, 1025 nucleotides long. RefSeq lists its product as hypothetical. Gene Ontology annotation, molecular function: 6,7-dimethyl-8-ribityllumazine synthase activity. Bases 48 to 704 code for a protein of 218 amino acids. Lineage: Eukaryota; Haptophyta; Isochrysidales; Noelaerhabdaceae. Gene Ontology annotation, biological process: riboflavin biosynthetic process. Gene Ontology annotation, cellular component: intracellular anatomical structure; riboflavin synthase complex. The transcript has 2 exons. The record is from RefSeq and is a predicted model, not a curated record.